AUGAACACUCAGCAACAGCAGCAGCAACAGCUGCUGCAGCAGCAGCAGCAACAGCAGCAGCAAAUCAAUGAAGAAGAGCCCCAGAUUACUCUCAGCCCUUGGCUGCAGCCUCAAGACCCAUCGUGGGCAGCAGCAGAAUCGACUGCUUCUGCUGCUGCUGCUGCUGCUGCUGUACAUCCUGCUGCUGGGGAAUUAGCAGCAGCAACAGCAACAGCAGCAACAGCAGCAGCAGCAGCAAGUACAGGCCUGCAAACUCAGAGUUGGUGGGGGGCCCCUGAAGAUGGGGCCCCCGACGCCGAGGCGGAUGACUGGGUACCGCAGGGGGGCCCCUCUGAAGGCAUCUUCUCCUUUCUUACCCCUCAGACGCAGCAGCAGCAGCAGCAGCAGCAGCAGCAGCAGCAAAGCCAGCCACCUCCUACGUAUGCACUCACCAGCACCGUUAGCAGCAGCAGCAGUAGUAGCAGCAGCAGCAGCAGCAGCAGCAGCAGCAGACUGAGUCACUUGGAGGAGAAGGCGGUGGAACACUUUGCAGUUUUGUGCAGCAUUGAGUUGGUGCUGCAGCAGCAGCGGCAGCAAAUAUAUGAGCAGCUGCAGCAGCAGCAGCAGCAGCAGCGGCGGCUGCGGCGGCAGAAGGAGCUGCAGCAGCAGAUGCGGGAGAGCAGCCGGAGCAGCAGCAAACGAGCUGCAGCAGCAGGUGCUGCUGCUGCUGCAGCGCGCCCCACAGCAGACCCUUUAUUGAACGUAGAAGGGAGGCCUCUUCCUAGCAACAGAGACGCGUUGCUGCUGUGGCAGCAGCAGCAGCAGCAGCAGGUGCAGCACUGCCCCAGCGGCAAGCCUAGGGUUUCUUCUAUGCUUGGAGGUGAAGCACUGAAGUGCUUCCUUUGGGGGGGACCUGCAGCAGCAGCAGCAGCAAACCGCGCUCCUGCUGCAGCAGGAGCCAGGACUCUUGCUGCUCCUGCUGCUCUGCUCGCCAGGCAGCUCCAUCUACACCGCGCUAGAAAGAGAAGCAGCAGCAGCAGCAGCAGCAGCAAACUGCUGCAGCAAGCCUCUCCCUUGGACAGUUUUGCUCAGUCGUUUGAGGGGGAGGAGACAGCAGGAGACAGAGACGCAGCAAAUACUCAAGCCCUGCUUCUGUCUCUAUUUAAGCAGCAGCUGAAGAUACACCUGGAGGAGCUGCACAUCUCCCCCCAAGCUGUGGCUGCGACUUUUCACGCUGCUCGUUGGCCCCCCCACUCGCUUGCUGAUCUUCAAGGGACGCAGCAGCAGCAGCAGCAGCAGCAGCAGCAACUCGCGCUGUACUCGCGGCACCAGCUGCAGCAGCAGCAGCAGGAAGAUGAUGAGUGCACACUGCACCCCGCAAGACUGCUGCAAGGAAUUCGGUGGCUGCUGCAUGCAGCGGGGCAGGGAGCCAAUGCUGCCGAACUGCAGCAGCAGCAGCAGCAGCAGCAGCAGCAGAGAAAGGUGCUUACGCUUGCUUCGCUGCUGCGGCGUGUAAGUACUGCUGUUGCAGCUGCAGCGCCGCCCUCUCUCGGGCUGUCUCCUGCUGAGUGUCUCCUCCGGUUUAUGAAUACAACUCCGAGCGAAGCAGCACUACACCGCAUGCAGCAGCAGCAGCAGCAGCAGCAGCAGCUUGUGCUGCUGCAGCAGCAACAGGGCAUUCAGGGGGGCCAGCAGGUGCAGCAGCAGCUUCAACUGCAGCAGCUGCAGCGCACAGCAGGCAGUGUCGCUGCUUUGAGCUACCCAAGGACAACAGAUCGCCUGAGCCUGCAGCAGCAGCGGCAGCAGCAGCAGCAGCAGCAAGGCAGUGCGACAGAUUUGGCUGCGCUGCAGCUGCAGCAUGCGCGUGCAGCAAUUGAACGUUGCUGCAGCAGCAACAGCAGCAGCAGCAGUGGCCUUGCACUGAGAGGAGGGGCCCAGGGGGGCAAGAGUACAGCCAACAGAGGAGCAGCAGCAACUGCAGCAGCAGCAGCUGCUGCUGCUGUGGGGUGUGGGGUUGAUUUCCUAUCCAUGGCGGCGUACAGCGACGUGCCGAUGCCUCCGUUUGUGAUAUUUCAGGUGUAUGUGCAGCUGCAGCAGCAGCAACAGCAGCAGCUGCUGCGGCGGGAGUGGAGUGCAGCAGAAGACGAGCUGCUGCUUGCUGCUGUUGCUGCUGUUCAGGAUACACCUCGUGGCAGCAGCAGAUGGAUGCGAGUAGCAGCAAAAGUCCCUGGCCGCAACAACAACCAGUGUAGAGCUCGCUUCAAAUAUCUCCAGGUGGAGACGAAGCGUCACGGUGUAUUUACAGCAAUUGAAGACAUGCAGCUGCAGCUGCUGCCUUCAGCUUAUGGACGCACCUCUUUUAACAAAGCAGCAGCACAUCUGCGAGGCAGGACAGAGAUGAAGUGCAGAGAAAGGUACCAGCACUGCUUAAGUCCCUCAAACUGUGCGCAGCACUUCGCCUUUAUGGAGGCGCAGGCAGAGACAAUGCGUGCUGCUUUGCUGCUGUUUGUCUCCUGGAGCAGCAGCAGCAACAGCAGCAGCAGUGGCGGAGACAACAACAGCAGCAGCAGCAACAACAGCAGCAACAAUGUACAGGUCUGGGUGCAGCAGCAUCUGCUGCAGCUGUACGCAACACUCCGUAGGGGUCUCUCUGCCUCUUCCUGGCCUUCGCUUUCACUUGAGCUGUCUCCUCAGCAAGCGCAGCAGCAACACGCGCUGCUGCUGCAGCAGCCCCCGCUGCUGCUGCUGGAUACAGGGCCUCGUCUCUGUCCCCUUUCGGGGCCAAGCAGGGCUGCAUGCGCAGCAAACUUGGCGUUGUUUUCCCUUCACUUGGAAGAUCUGCAGCAUGCGUCUGCAGCAGCAGCAGCACCACCACCAGCUGCUGCUGCUGCUGCUGCUACUGCUGGUAAUGUGCUGGGUCCUGGUGAAGCAGAAGCCGCCUGCAGGUUUUUGCUGCAGCAGCUGGAGCGUGUGUUUUGUCUGUCUCGACUAGAUUAUGCUGCAUACAUAUCUCAGCUGGAAGCCUUAAGAGCGCUUCCUGCUGCAGCAGCAAACUAUGAAGGGGGCCCCCCAGAGGCCCUUCAUCCGGGGCCCCUACCCUUCUGGGGGUCCCCACAAGACCCUGUUCCCUGUCUUACUCGUCUUUUGCUGCUGUACAGACACCGCAAUAAGGCGAGGGGCCCCCUGCUGCAGCUGCCCUGGAUUGCUGCUGCAGGCCGUGGGGUAGGGGGGCCCCCAGGGGGCCCCCUAAAGGAGACACACAAACAGGUGAAGGGACAGUGGAGGAGACAACGCGCGCAGAUGCCAGCACCGCUGCUCAGUGCACAGUAUCGUAGCAGUGCUGCUGCUGCUGCGCUGCUGCAGCAACCCCCUGCAGCAGCAAACUAUCCGGGGGACCCACAACACGCUGCUGCUGCUGCAGCAGAAGACGAAGCUGCAGUCGCUCUCUCCCCAGCCACUUGGGGGACAGCAGCGGAUGCACUUCGUUCCGCAACUGCAGCAGCAGUCCCCUCAUCUGCUGCAGCUGAAGCAGCAGCAGCAGCAGCAACAGCAACAGGAGGAGGAGGAGGAUCAGCAGCAACAACAACGGGAGCAGCAGCAGAAGGGUCGGAGACAAGGAGGGGGGGGCCCCCUGGGGGCCCCCCGGUGCUGUCUGUAAGCAGUGCUAUGCAGACUGAGGUGUCUCCGCAGGAGACAGGCGUGCAGGUGCCUGUACACCGCAGAGGUGUCUCCUCUAGGCAGCAGGUGAGAAGAGGCCGGGGGAGACCCCCGGGGAGGCGAGGGAGAUGCAGCAGCAUGCAGGCAGCUAAAGGAGACAAAUUGAUAUCUGCUGCAGACAAAGGGGGAGAAGGAGACACCCGGAGAGACAGCAGCAGCAACAGCAGCAACAGCAGCAACAGCAGCAGCAGCAGCGACGAAUGGGUAUUAACUCGUCGCUACACAAAGAAAAGAAAAAAGACAGGGGGGGCCCCUGCAAGGGGCCCUGGAAGACCGAGAAAAGUCAGGACACCGCAUGCACAGAAACAAGCUGCCUAUACACCCCAAAAGGAGACACUGCAGGAGACAGUAGCUGCAUGUACACCCCAAAAGGAGACACCGCCAGUGCAAGUAAUCGUAUCAAACACCGAAGACCCCACUGCAUCAAGAGACACUCGUACUUCUCCUCGCAACAAUCCGCAGCAACCGCAUGCAGCUGCUGCUGCUGCUGCAACUCCAGCAACUACAGCAGCUGAUGCGCCUUCAGCUGCUGCUGCUGGUGCACCAGAAGCAGCAGCAGCAGCAGCUGAGACGGAGAUAGCUGAUGGAGGUGCUAAUGCAGCAGCUGUCGCAGGGAGGGAUUUACUGGCGGGCGAAGUAGAGACCGCAGCAGCAGGUACAGCAGCAGCAGGUACAGCAGCAGCAGCAGCAGCAGCAGGUACAACAGCAGCAGCAGCAGCAGAAGCAGCAGCAGCUGAGGUAGCAGCAACGGCAUCGGAUGCUGAUGUUUUUCCUGAUCUGUUUGAAGUGGAGACAGCAGAAAAGGAGACUGGGGCAGACCCCAAGGAGACACCGCAGGUGCUGCAGCUAGCUGCAAAUAUGUGCAGCAGCAGCAGCAACAGCAGCAGCAACAGCAGCAAUCCUGGCUAA
Molecule: messenger RNA, 4605 nt
Organism: Eimeria acervulina
Lineage: Eukaryota; Apicomplexa; Conoidasida; Eucoccidiorida; Eimeriidae
Exons: 6
Coding region: 1-4605 (1534 amino acids)
Source: RefSeq, a predicted model, not a curated record